UUCUUUCUUUCACUUGGACCCCUUUUGUUUCCGUGCACCUCCUCAAACCUCCCAUUUUGUUUUUUGGGGAUCUUUCUUGUUUCUUUCUUUGCCCUUUAUGUUGUUACUGUCUUCGAGGGUCAUCAUUAGCCUAAUCGCACCACCACAAUGUGUUUCAUCUCAUGUGGGAUUAAAGUAAGAUCCUCUCUUUACCUCUUAUACCUCAUGAUUUGCUAAUGUUGCUUUCCGGAGAGAGAUGGGUUUUUGGUUUUGGUAGGCCUUUCAUCGGAUUGGUCUUCUCGGUGGUUUUGUAAUUUGCAGCUCAAGUGUUUGUUAAUAUGCCGAGCUUCUGGUGAGAAGAUAUAUUUCAUGACAUUGCUCAAAAUUUUUUUGGUUUGAGUUUGAGAGUUGAGACUGUUUGUUAAGUUGGGUCUUUUGAUUCAGUUAAUGAAAUUUUACAUACAUCUGCUAGAAAAGUUUCUCUGCUCUGGUAUUAAUUUGUUUGGAGAUUGAACAUUGUCAGAUAUACUGCUUUCAAUGUGAUUUUGGGGUCCAAGAUGAAAUCUCUGAGUAGUGUAGGUCUUGGUCUGAGUGUAGUUUUUGGUUGUCUUUUGCUGGCUCUUGUAGCUGAGGUUUACUACUUGUUAUGGUGGAAGAGGAGGAUAACCCACAGAUCAGAGAUUGAGAAUGACUAUAGCAGCCCUGUAAAAGAGCUAUUCUAUAUGUUUUGUUGGAAAAGGCCAUCAUCUUCACUGAGGCACACUCAAGAGCUUUACUCUUCUGUGAGAAUCAGUGAAGCCCUUGUUCACACUGACCAACAAAGUCAAGCUCAAGCUCAAGCAAGCAAGGAUUUUCUAUUCAAACCCUAUGGGGAGGAUCAGCAGGACCUGUUUGUUCCUCCAAGGUUCUUGUUCACAAUAGUGGAAGAAACAAAGGAGGAUUUAGAAUCUGAGGAUGGGAAAUCAAGAGGUAAGAGCUUGAAUGAUUUGCUCAUAGUGGAGACUCCAUAUUUGACACCUAUGGCUUCUCCAUCUCUGUUCACUCCUCCUCUUACUCCUCUUAUGAACCCUUCUUAUAACAACCAUCGUGGAGCAUUCAACCCGCUUUUUGAAUCAGCGACUGAUGCAGAGUUCAAUAGAAUAAAGUCAUCUCCUCCGCCAAAAUUCAAGUUCUUGCAGGAUGCGGAGGAGAAGCUGAAAAGAAAAUUACAAGAAGAGGGUGGUGAGGAAAAGGGAAAUGACGUGAGUGGUUCUUUCAUCGCCAUUGUUGUGGAUAAGUGAAAGAACAAAGAAAGACAGCUUAAUUAUUCAUAUCUCUCUUUUUCUUCGAGCAGGUACUUCUUCCCUUAGCUUCUUGACAUUGAUUAGAAACCAUUUAACAUCAGAGUUCCCUUCCUUGACCUUUCUAAUUAAUUAGUUUGUGUUGAAUUUCCCCUUUUUUGUAUUGGGGUUCAAUUAGUUUUAUCCCUUUUGGGUUGUUUUGGGAUGCAGUUAGGGUUUGAUCUGCAGACCCACUAUGCACUGUAACUUUAUCUUCCAUGUUCAAGCGUUGUGGUCCAGUACCCAACAAUUUUAUGCGGAGAAAAAUCUGAAAGACAAUGAAGAAUGAAGACUUUAACUUUGUGGUAAUCCAAGGGAUAUAUCGGGAUUUUCAUCAGCCUUAAAAACUAAAUAAUACCUCUUUAACCAACAUUCAUUUGUCCAUUAUCCUGCUCGUAGAGAUGUGACUUCCAAUUCCAACUACUUGAUUUCUCAUUUGACAUCUUUUCACUCAUAUAGAAAAACAUGAGCUACCUUGUUGAGUGUAUAAUCAGCAAAAAAGAAUGAUAUUACGAGAUGCCUGAUGGGGAUAUACUGUAUUACUCACCAUUUCUAAAUAAUAUAGCUUGUUAUAAAUUUUAUAUUAAUAUUGAUGAAAGUUGCAGGGACAUUGUCAAGUAAUGUAUAAGUUAAUUGGAAGUGGAUAUAUAAUUGUGUGUGUGUGUGUGUUUAAACAGAUAUUCUUCCUCUCUUUCUAUCAAUUCAAUUCUCUUACAUCGUGUCUCUUACGGAAGAAAGGUCACCAUUUUUUUUUUUAAUCAUCAUUUUAUCUCCACUUCUUAAUCAUGACCAUUGAUAUCACUGCAUUAAAUGAAUUUGUUUUAAUCAUAGAUUUGAUAAAUGGUCAAAAUUAAGAAGUAGAGGGAAAAUGAUGAUUAAAAAAAAAAAAGGAAAAAGAGAGACUCCUCUCCUGUCUCUCAAGGACUUGGGAGCAUCCAUGUAGUUGAACUCACUUUGUAAAAAUAGGUUUUUAUUAUGGUUGUAUUAUUUUGGAGUAUCCAAUGUUUGUGUGUGCGUAAAUUGAUAUGGUUGAGGAAGGGCAGAAGUGAAGGGAGUGACAAAAAUGGUAAAAAAAGAAGUGAGAAGAUGUGUUUGGGGAAUUAGCUAAAGAACAAGGGAGGGAGGCAGAACCCGUGAAUGAAUGUCUGGAGGGAAUUUGGCCGAAAGGUAGGCCUCAGGUAACCCCACCACCAUGUUGACGAAUCAUCACAGGUCAGAUUGCAUAAUAAUUAAGCAAUGACUUUACUCGCAGCACAUUUUUUUAGGCCCUUCCUUUCUCUGGUUCAUGUAUGGUUCAAGGUAAAGAGGACUCUUUCGAGAUUUCUGUAAUAUGAUUGAUUGACGUUGGUUUUGAGAUUUGGCUCAUUCUCACUCAUGAUGCUGCUAAUUAUUCAUGGUUUGUACUGUUUAUAGAAGCAGUUUUAGCUUGACCUUGUGUUCCAUGGAUAUAUAUGGUAAGACAAAAAGGGAAAAAU
Molecule: messenger RNA, 2773 nt
Organism: Prosopis cineraria
Lineage: Eukaryota; Viridiplantae; Streptophyta; Magnoliopsida; Fabales; Fabaceae
Exons: 2
Coding region: 537-1259 (240 amino acids)
Source: RefSeq, a predicted model, not a curated record